AUUUUUGUUUGAAUGUUUUGAAAACACAAAAAGGGAACAAAAAGGGAAAUUCGCAUUUUGUGCCCGUGAAUGUUUUCUCGAUAGUGCUUAAAAUUUAAAAUUUUGUUUUUUAACAAUAGUUUCAAACCAGAUCUGUUGCGUCGUAUUCUACGGAUUCAAUCCCACCCGGCGAAACUAUGACGUCUAUGACCUUCGGUCAAAAGAAGUUCAUCCCGACAGCGCCGGAAAAAGGAAGUUUCCCCCUGGACCACGAGGGUCAGUGCAAGAAACUGAUGCUCUACUACAUGCGUUGCCUGCGCCAGAACAACGACGACAACUCAGCCUGCCGACAGGAGUCGAAAGCCUACCUGCAGUGUCGCAUGGACCACAAUUUGAUGGCCAAAGAAGAUCUCUCGAAACUUGGGUUCAGCGCAGAUGAAACUAGUUCAACAGGGAAGGGAAAUUAA
Uranotaenia lowii is the source of this 446-nucleotide messenger RNA. Its product is annotated as cytochrome c oxidase assembly protein COX19. NCBI's taxonomy places the organism in Eukaryota, Metazoa, Arthropoda, Insecta, Diptera, Culicidae. The transcript is spliced from 2 exons. The coding region runs from base 177 to 446 and encodes 89 amino acids. The record is from RefSeq and is a predicted model, not a curated record. Gene Ontology annotation, biological process: mitochondrial respiratory chain complex IV assembly. Gene Ontology annotation, cellular component: mitochondrial intermembrane space.